AUGGACAAAAAUCCUCACUCAGAAAUUCAACUCCCUCCUGGAUUUAGAUUCCACCCUUCUGAUGAAGAACUUGUAGUUCACUAUCUAAGAAACAAAGUUACUUCAUCUCCUCUUCCUGCUUCAUUCAUAGCAGAAAUAGAUCUUUACAAGUACAAUCCAUGGGAGCUUCCAAGUAAGGCUUUGUUUGGAGAGGAAGAAUGGUAUUUCUUUACUCCAAGGGAGAGAAAGUAUCCGAAAGGAUUGAGACCUAAUAGAGCAGCUGGUGAAGGUUAUUGGAAAGCUACUGGAACUGAUAAACCUAUUCUUACUUCAUGUGGUUUGGAAAGCAUUGGAGUGAAGAAAGCUCUUGUGUUCUAUAAGGGACGUCCACCGAAAGGAUCCAAAACUGAGUGGAUCAUGCAUGAAUAUAGGUUGCAUCAUUCCGUGAUCUCAAAUUCAAACCAUAGUGGUUCUAUGAGACUGGAUGAGUGGGUGUUAUGCCGAGUUCGACAAAAAACCGGAAGUCCAAGAAGGAGUUUAGAAGAUUCAAAUGAACUUAGUUAUUAUGAAUCAACAAGUCAAUUUCAGCAAAUGAAAGAGAGCUCUAAUCCUGAACCAGUCAAAAACUAUAUGCAGAAUGAAUAUCCAAUGUUACCUUAUAUUCUGGCUUCUUCCAACAGUGUUCUUCCCAAUACCAUUGGCAUGUCAUCAACCAAUGUAAAACCACAUGAUUCAUUUUAUGAAGAAAACAACUUAAACAUAAUAGGAGCACAGUUUUUAUCGUCUGCAACUGAGGGAUUGUUCAAUAAUCCUCUGAAGAGAAAAGCCGUCGAAAAUAACAGCGAGACGGACUUCUAUGCUCUCCUCAAUCAAAACCUAAGCAGAGAAGUUGAAAAAGAUUUAAGCAAAGGAUACAAUUUCAACAACUUUGAUCAGUGGAGCUCAAUCAUACAACCUCAAGAGGUUAAUAGCUUAGCCUUCACUGAAUAUACAUAA
This is a messenger RNA of Lathyrus sativus (Indian pea), 975 nucleotides long. The record is from the annotation of a GenBank genome assembly. Lineage: Eukaryota; Viridiplantae; Streptophyta; Magnoliopsida; Fabales; Fabaceae.